Messenger RNA from Ostertagia ostertagi, 525 nucleotides. NCBI's taxonomy places the organism in Eukaryota, Metazoa, Nematoda, Chromadorea, Rhabditida, Trichostrongylidae. The record is from the annotation of a GenBank genome assembly.
AUGCCCAAGAAUAAGGGAAAGGGAGGUAAAAACAGAAGAAGGGGGAAGAAUGAGAACGACUUUAUGAAAAGAGAGCUUGACACGAAGGAUGUUGGACAAGAAUAUGGUCAAGUUUCUAAAAUGCUUGGUAAUGGUCGCGUAUUGGCCUUCUGUUUUGAUGGUAAGCAGAGAGUGUGCCAUAUUCGAGGGAAGCUGAGAAAGAAGGUUUGGAUCAACACUGGUGACAUUAUUCUUGUUGGACUGAGGGACUAUCAGGAUGAUAAGGGCGAUGUUAUUCUCAAGUAUACACCAGAUGAGGCUCGACGUCUGAAGGAGAAGAAUGAGCUGCCAGAACACGCGAAGAUUAAUGAGAAUGAUGAACAAGAGGAGGGAGAGAUUGAAUUCAGAGAUCUUGGGGCAGAAUCUGGAGAUGACGAAGGAGAGGAGGAAGACAACAAUAUGCCUUCAAGUGGGAGCGAUGAAAGUGAAGAAGAGAGUGAAGACGAGGAUGAAGACGGAACUGAGAGUAAGUUAUUAAUGCUAGUA